Cylindrotheca closterium is the source of this 534-nucleotide messenger RNA. The record is from the annotation of a GenBank genome assembly. NCBI's taxonomy places the organism in Eukaryota, Bacillariophyta, Bacillariophyceae, Bacillariales, Bacillariaceae.
AUGACCGGAACAAAACAAGUAAACAGAACUGUGGAAGACUUGGGCAGUGCCAUCACAGGCAGCAAGAAGCGAAUUUCCUGGACUUUUUUGUUUGGCGAAGAAGAACGCACCGUGGUCCUUCUUUGGAGCAAGAACUCGGGAACGCGCCAAGUCACCGAAGGCGGCAAUAAGAUUGAUUAUGUUUAUGAAGAAACUAAAACAGGAAACUUUUUCUUUCACAAAUGGGAUUCUCGUGACGUAAAACUGCACAUUAUUGCGUCGUCUCGCACUCCCGCCAAGUGCAAGAAGGUGCUCUGCGACAAUUUUAUCGAAUUCGAGUUGAUUGUCAAUGGACAACCUUUUUCCAAGUUGCCUCAUCAGGAUGGCACACCCUUGCCAUCGGAAAAAGGCCCCGGUCCGCACGGUAUUUUUGAUGUUGUAUACCCACAAGGAUACGACGUCAACUUUACAAAGGAGGCUCCAUGUCCCUCUCACGGCAAAGGCGACUUGCAUUCUGUCGUAUUGCCGUCAUAUCCCCCAAUUCCUGCACACUAG